Messenger RNA from Acanthoscelides obtectus, 411 nucleotides. NCBI's taxonomy places the organism in Eukaryota, Metazoa, Arthropoda, Insecta, Coleoptera, Chrysomelidae. The record is from the annotation of a GenBank genome assembly.
AUGAAUUUCGUGCGUUCUUCUAUACCCAAAGUGGAGCCUAUCAUCAACGCUGGAGUUGCGGGCAAAGGACCUGAAAAAAAAAACUCAUCACAUAACAGCGUAAAGUAUUUACCUGCAUCUAAAAAUGACUUCCCUAUCAUAAACUGGAUAAAUGCAGAUUGCUACGAUGAUAAAUUGUGUAAGAUGAAGAGAAAAACCGAGUCAGCGCAAGUUAAAAUAGCUAUCGAUAAUUUUGAAAAAUGUAUUGUCGAUGUGAGAAAUAACAUUGAUGACAUAAUAAAUGAAGCCAAAAGUAUUUGCACUGAACCCCAAGGCAACAAAAGGAGACGACGUAAUAAUAGCAGUCACGAUCACCCAGUUGCCGCAUUAGAAGUAUGCGACAAUAGAGAUAACAUGACGAAAAGUUUGUAA